AAUGGAUUGGAGCUCGUUGGGGGCAGGUUGGGGAGGUAGCAGGGAGGGUGCGGCUUCGUGACGCACUGCUGGUGGAACUCGAUCCUGGAGAGCCUGUGGCACGGCGUGCCGAUGGCGCCGUGGCCGCUGUACGCCGAGCAGCACCUGAACGCGUUCGAGCUCGUGUCCGUGAUGGGCGUCGCCGUGGGCAUGGAGGUGGACCGGAAGCGGGGCAACUUCGUGGAGGCCGCGGAGCUGGAGCGCGCGGUGCGGAGCCUGAUGGGCGGCGGGUCGGAGGAGGGGAGGGAGACGCGGGAGAAGGCCGCGGAGGCGAAGGCCCUGUGCCGGAAAGCCGUGGAGGGCGGCGGGUCGUCGGACGUGUCGAUGCAGAAACUGGCGCGUGAGAUUUGUGACGAACAUAAGACGCGGGGAUGUGAAGCUGCGGGUGUCAUGCGAGGCGACUGA
This is a messenger RNA of Panicum hallii, 444 nucleotides long. Its product is annotated as flavonol 3-O-glucosyltransferase UGT71C4-like. The transcript has a single exon. The record is from RefSeq and is a predicted model, not a curated record. NCBI's taxonomy places the organism in Eukaryota, Viridiplantae, Streptophyta, Magnoliopsida, Poales, Poaceae. The coding region runs from base 112 to 444 and encodes 110 amino acids.